Pestalotiopsis fici W106-1 is the source of this 765-nucleotide messenger RNA. RefSeq lists its product as uncharacterized. Bases 1 to 765 code for a protein of 254 amino acids. NCBI's taxonomy places the organism in Eukaryota, Fungi, Ascomycota, Sordariomycetes, Amphisphaeriales, Sporocadaceae. The transcript is spliced from 2 exons. The record is from RefSeq and is a predicted model, not a curated record.
AUGUCCGGAGACAACCCGGAGGGGCAGGUCAUCGUCCAUGGACCCGAGGGUCUGAGCGAUGACCAACUCGCCGAGGCCCGCCGCAUCUGGGAUGAAGCCAAGUCAAUGGCACCGCGCUCGAGCCGAAAGCUUUGGAAGAACAUCCAGGCUUAUGACAAGAAGGGUUUCCAGGAAUUCCUACGCGCUGUAUUUAAGCACCAUGGUGUCGAGUGGAACAGCCUCCGCCGCCCCAGACAUAUGUAUUCUUUCAGAGCCAAAACAGUCGACAUGUUCACAUUGCCAGUUGGCACUUGGAAAAAGGACCUGAUACCAAAGGCCGUGACCAAGGCGGCCGGAGACGUCACCUACAAAAUCGCAGCACACAGACGCAAGGGAGCCACAGCUCUAUGCCGACCUGUGAUUGACGGAGACACCAUUGCCUUCAAGAUUAUCGAUUCACAUGCCCAUCCUCAUUCCCACGAUGAUGUACUCUGGUCUGGGGAUGGCCUAAGCGCCGAGCUCAAGGCCUGGAUCUGUCUUCAUCACGACGAAGAAGAGUUUCGCCACAUUUCAGAAUGGAACGUCAGAGCUGCAGUUAUACGCUUCCAGUAUUACCUAUGGAAGCUGAACGUUUCGGAGAAAGCCGCUCGGGAUGUACAAGUACCUGAGGUGAAGCAGAUGUACCUAUGUGUUCCGAUAUUCGAGAACAUGUAUCGUGAUGCCAAGGUUGUCCGCCAGCUGGCAAAGGAAAAGCGUCGUCGAGAUCGUGCGCUUUAUGGACUUUGA